GGCCCGGGCCGCCCGCCUCCGCCUUCUUGUCGUCGUCCGGAGCGUCCUCCGGCUCCACCAACCCUCUGCCCUCCCCUCCGCCUCCGCCCUCCUCCCCGGCCUCGAGCUGCCAGCCAACCGCGCGGCCGCUUGUUGAACCGGGCCUCCCCGGUCUCCAUGGCGCCCGGCAAACAUUCCCGGGCCUCCGCUUGAGCCGCUCGCCUCGCCGGUGGCAGUGCUGGGACUCCGGGAGCAGCUAGGAAAGGGGGCGUCCGGCCGCUCCCCAGCCCGUCGCCACCAUGCACAGCUCUCCGACCGACAGCCGCAAGCAGCCAAACCCCGCCGCGUUUAAUGUUCCACAGAAGUCUAUUAGCUUUAUUGGCCCAGUGAAAAAAGCUUCAUCCAAAGGAUAUCCUGGUGCAAACAUGAGCAAAACAGUUGCAUCAAGAAACACGGGAACUGUACCUGAGACAAAAGUAGUAGACAAGGAUAAACUGAGUGUUUCCAAUUCUAAGACGAUACAGGUAUUUGAUAUGAAUGGAGUUGAUGUUACUCCCCGACCUCUUUACCAUCCAGAUCCACAUAGUGUUACACCAAAGCCAAAUAAACUAUUGGGAUCACAAGAAGGAUCACUUGGAUCAGAAUUUAUUAGUUCCUAUAGUCUUUAUCAGAACACAGUAAAUCCUAGUAUGUUAGGACAGCUUACCAGAUCAGUUUUGGGAAGCAGUACUGUUUCUAAAUCGAGUAUAUCUACAACUGAAUCGAUCACUGAAGACCUAGAAGAACCGUCAUAUAGACGAGAAAGAUUGACUAGUUUUACAGAAUUACGAGUUAUGAGAGCAGCAGCACAUGAAGCAAUGAUAACAAAAGAAGACCUAGAGAAGACAAUAGACAUAAUACUCACUGAGACUGAGACACUGAAACUAUUUGACCUGCCAACAGUUAUGAUCUCGGUAGAAUCAGAAGAAGCUGAGAAAGUAAUCAAGAGAAAUAGGGAUUAUGAAGACCUUUGUAAAAACAGAGUAGGCAAUGACUUAUAUGUUGAAAGGAUGAUGCAGACAUUUAAUGGAUCACCAAAGAAUAAAGAUGUUCAGUGUGAUAAAAUCAUAAUGGAAGAAAAAGGUGUAAUGGCGACUACCUGGGAUUUAUAUGAUUCUUACAAUGCUCUGGAACUUUCUUUAUCAGCCAAACCAUCCGUAAUGGAAGUAGGUAGUAAAGCAAGUAUACUUCCUAGAGAUAGAGAACAAAGAUUUCUAGGAAGUGCAACAGACAAAACUAGUGAAGCUAGUUCUCUAAUGGAUAUAGAAAAUGUUAUUCUGACUAAAGUACAUGAUGAUGAAGAAGACCAGUCAGAGACAAUAUUAAAAUCUGACAAUUUUCAUCAGGAUUUGUUUUUUAUGGAACGGGUUUUAAUGGAAAAUGUAUUUCAGCCAAAGUUUGCAUCUUAUCGUCAGCUUCCUAUUUUAAAAGAACGGGAGCCUGAAGAGCCUGAAGACUUUUUACAAGGUGAAAACCAGGAAGAUCUAGAGGAUGAGUAUAAGAAGGAGGAGGAAGAUGAGGGAGAAAUACAUGCAGAAGAAUCAAAAAUACCAGCCAAUUUGGAACGACUUUGGUCUUUUUCCUGUGACUUAACCAAAGGCCUUAAUGUGAGCAGCCUUUCCUGGAAUAAAGCAAAUCCAGACCUUUUGGCUGUUGGCUACGGGCACUUUGGUUUUAAAGAACAAAAACGAGGAUUGGCUUGCUGCUGGUCAAUAAAGAAUCCCAUGUGGCCAGAGCGUAUUUUUCAUAGUACAUAUGGAGUUACUACUGUGGAUUUUUCCAUUGGAACACCUAACCUGUUAGCAGUUGGAUUUCACAAUGGCACAAUUGCAAUUUAUAAUGUACAGAGCAACAGUAAUGUUCCAGUCCUGGACUGUAGUGAAUCUCCUCUAAAACAUUUGGGACCUAUAUGGCAAUUACAGUGGAUAGAACAAGAUCGAGGAACAACAGGUGAUGACAAAAGGGAGAUCCUGGUUUCUAUCUCAGCGGAUGGAAGAAUUUGCAAGUGGGUCAUACGGAAAGGACUAGACUGUCAUGAUCUGAUGCGAUUAAAGCGAACUGUUGGUGGCAAUAAAAAAGGAGGGGAAAAGGAGAAGAAAGGUGAAGCUUUGAUAUCUCGACAGGCACCUGGAAUGUGUUUUUCUUUUCAUCCCAAGGACACAAAUAUCUACCUAGUUGGUACUGAAGAAGGUCUUAUUCACAAAUGUUCUUGUUCAUAUAACGAACAGUACCUCGAUACCUACAGAGGACAUAAGGUUAGUUUAAUUAUGGGCCCAGUGUAUAAAGUAACAUGGAACCCUUUCUGUCAUGAUGUAUUCUUAAGCUGUUCUGCAGAUUGGGGUGUUAUAAUCUGGCAACAGGAGACUCUUAAGCCAUUCCUGAGUUUUUAUCCAACCACUCAUGUUGUUUAUGAUGUUGCCUGGUCUCCGAAAUCACCCUAUAUAUUUGCUGCUGCAAAUGAAAGCAGAGUGGAGAUUUGGGACCUUAGCAUCAGCACUUUGGACCCUCUGAUUGUGCAUGUUGCUAACCCUGGAAUCAAGUUUACAACAGUUCUCUUCUCCAAACAAGCAGAUUGCCUUUUAGUGGGAGAUAGCGAUGGACAUGUCGUUGUGUACGAACUGAGAAACAUGCCUACUACUUCAGAUUCUGGCCGGGAAAAUGUAAUAAAUGCUUUGCUUGGACCCAAGUCAAAUCAACUAGGAUAAUCCAUCACUCCUGAACUAUAUCUGUCUGUUGCUUAAAGAAAAAGGAAAAGAGUUUAUUAUUUAGUAGUGUCUUUUUAAUGCUAUUAACUGGGAUUUUUGAGUGUAGAAAAUAGUACUUGAUGUAUGAUUUCCAUUUAAAUUUAAUUAACUUUUAUUUCAGAAAGAUGUGAUUAGUUUGAAACUUUCUAAAGCUCUUUCUACUCCUUGCUAUAUUUGAAGUAUAUAUGAAUAAAUUUGAAUACUUAUGAAGCCUCCACAUAGUUUAGAAAGUUAUUUAUAGAAGCAAGAUUUUAAAUUAUUAGACUUACUUAAACUAAAAUUUUAUAACAGAGUCCAUCAACUUUUAAAUCUCCUGUUUUUCUUUUCUUUUUGUGUACCAUUUCUAGGGCUUGACUCAGGGCCUAGGCACUGUCCCUGUUUUGCUCAAGGCUAACUUCUAUUG
Molecule: messenger RNA, 3165 nt
Organism: Perognathus longimembris pacificus (Pacific pocket mouse)
Lineage: Eukaryota; Metazoa; Chordata; Mammalia; Rodentia; Heteromyidae
Gene: Dnai4
Product: dynein axonemal intermediate chain 4
Exons: 17
Coding region: 279-2723 (814 amino acids)
Biological process (GO): cilium movement
Cellular component (GO): axonemal dynein complex
Molecular function (GO): dynein heavy chain binding; dynein light chain binding
Source: RefSeq, a predicted model, not a curated record